CUACUUGAUGUUGUCAACUCACAACCUUCAUCUAAUUCAACCACAGAUAAGUCGGUUAAGUUAGUUACACUGUCAGUUCUGUUUCUGAACUUGUGAAACAACAUGAAUACGUAUUCGGGACUUAUCGUAUUGUUAUCAUUAGCAGUGCCAUGUCUACUUGUGCCGCUGCCCAAGGAGCACUCAGGAGGUAUAGCUAUCGUAAACCCUGGUCACACAGACAUACGAACCCACUCUUACACGGUGGCAAUCCUGACGGGCAUGGAUCUCUUGGGGGGAGGAGUACUUGUCAAACAGAAUUGGGUCCUUACAGCUGCAUCUGUUGUCCAUGGUUUUAAAAAGGAAGACAUUGUGGUGCGUGUGGGCAGCAACAGCGGCUACUACGAUGGUCACCUACGAAACGUUAGUCGCAUCAUAGAAUACCCCGAUUACUCGACCAACCAGAGCUACAAUCUCGCACUGUUGAAGCUGGACCGCCCCGUGUUCUACAGGGUGGCUGCCCACAUCUCCUACCUGGCUAGGGUGCCCUUCCAGGAUGACCGGAGUUAUGGAAAUCUCACCGGAUACGGCCAGGAGACCUAUGAUGUUACGGAAUACACCAAUGGCCCUCAGCUGCAAAUCAUCGGUAUGGAACUUUAUUCUUCCUCUUACUGCAAUCACAACUUCUGGUCGAUGUCUGUACCCAAUAUCCAGUUUUGUGCAUACGCUAACGACAGUGGACCUUGCUUUGGAGAUGUUGGCGACCCAUUAGUAAAGUGUGUGAGACCAUCCCAGUGCGAACUGCUUGGAAUAUAUACGGGAGUGAACAUUUGUCAAUACAACACACCUUCCACGUACAUGGACAUUGGGCAGUUCUACGGCUGGAUACAGAAGAAUAUAGGCUCCAAGAGAACGUGGAGUAGGACUUAAUGUGCUUCAACUUUAUAUUAUAUUAUUAUUAUAUUAUAUUACAUUAUAUAUAUAUAUAUAUAUAUAUAUAUAUAUAUAUAUAUAUAUAUAUAUAUAUAUAUAUAUUACCGCAGUGAAAAGCUUUUCGGGUUCUGUAAAUCACAAAUUUUACAGUAUAAAAUAAACUCUGAGAACAUUCACUGUUAAUUUUGGACUUUUUCAUGCGCGAGUUGCUAAAAUAAACAAAUAAUCGUUCGAAACACAUUCAUUAUUUCUCUGUAUUACUGUUUUAUUAUUUUUAAGUUAAUCAUGUUAAUAAUUUUUCCUCCCUCAGGUGUUUUAAUUAUUUGAAACAAAUUCCUUGAGGUACUAUGUAAGAUGUAGAGACCAUAUUCUCCAUUUCAAAAUGGCCAGUUUCUCAUAAUGUUUCCAGAGAAGCUAUUUGAGGUAUAAGCCUAAAAUCUUUACCGCAUGUAUGUAUGUUAUAUGUAUAUUUUGUAAAAUUAAACUAAAACUAAAUACUGCUUAUUCUAUAAUAAAAAAUUCGAUGAAUAAAAGAGCUUUCCUUUA
Messenger RNA from Homalodisca vitripennis (glassy-winged sharpshooter), 1455 nucleotides. Its product is annotated as trypsin-7-like. Gene Ontology annotation, molecular function: serine-type endopeptidase activity. Gene Ontology annotation, biological process: proteolysis. The transcript has 6 exons. NCBI's taxonomy places the organism in Eukaryota, Metazoa, Arthropoda, Insecta, Hemiptera, Cicadellidae. The record is from RefSeq and is a predicted model, not a curated record. The coding region runs from base 103 to 906 and encodes 267 amino acids.